AGCCACGAGUACAAAACAUAAGAUGAUUAGGUGGUUGUCACAGUGCUUCUGCAAUUUGUGGUGUGUGCACGUCGUGAUCACCAGAAUUUGUUAGAAGAUGGUAGAACGUUAUGAGACUUCGCUACUUUUGCUCUGUCUCUUCUCAUUUUCUGCACUUGUUCUAGCUUCUUCGCCAUGCCCCCUUACUGGGUUACCACUAGUGAGAAAUAUCAGCGAGAUUCCUCAGGAUAACUAUGGUAGGGCGGGACUCUCUCACAUGACUGUUGCAGGUUCAUUAUUGCAUGGAUUGAAGGAGGUUGAAGUAUGGCUUCAAACAUUUACACCUGGAACAUACACCCCAAUUCAUAGGCAUUCCUGUGAAGAGGUUUUUGUUGUUCUCAAAGGGAGUGGCACUCUUUAUCUUGCAUCAGAUUCGCAUGGAAAAUACCCUGGAAAGCCGCAGGAGCACUUUAUCUUUGCCAAUAGCACAUUUCAUAUUCCUGUUAAUGAUGUUCAUCAGGUUUGGAACACCAACGAGCACGAGGAUUUACAAGUGCUUGUUAUAAUAUCUCGUCCACCUGUUAAAUUAUUUACAUACGAAGACUGGUCCAUGCCUCACACUGCAGCGCAAAUGAAAUUCCCCUAUUACUGGGAUGAGCAAUGUUAUAAGAAGGAAUCUCCAAAAGACGAACUAUGAUUGGUAGCCAAGGUAAAAAUAUAAAAUGCCUCGUAACAAGUGGGAGUAAGGUAAAAUGGGGGUGUGAGUAUCAACGUCCUUUGCAAAGGUCGGAGGCCGAGGCUGGGCAUCUUGCUAAAGGUCUGGAUGAGUCGUUUGGGAUAGAAGAUCGAAACUAGUUGGUUCAAGUUGAAGAGCAGCUAGGCCAAAUAUCGAGAGAUGUCCCAAUCGAAGGUUAGGACUAUAUGGCUCGAGCAAAAGGUCGAGAUAAGUCGUUCUAGAUCGAAAAUCGAGUUGAAUUAACCUAAACUAAAGAUCGAGUCAAGUUAGCCUAAAUCGAAGGUCGAAUUGAGUUAACUUGAACUAAAGGUUAAGUUACGUCGGUCUAAGUAGAAUGUGGAGUUCAUUUGACUCAUGAUAGAAAGUUGAGAAUAGUUAAACCGAGUCAAAAUCGAGAUGAAUCGACUCACAUUGAAAGUUGAGAUUAGUUGACUAGGUUAAAAGUCAACGUAUGUUAGUCCAAACCGAAUUAUGUAAUCCAUGGUGUAAUUUUAAAUGUUUUAGAUCACCAAAUUUAUAAUAUAUUUUAAAAUCUUAGAAUUAUAUAA
Messenger RNA from Vigna unguiculata (cowpea), 1263 nucleotides. It is a transcript of the gene ABP1, whose product is annotated as endoplasmic reticulum auxin binding protein 1. Gene Ontology annotation, molecular function: auxin binding. Lineage: Eukaryota; Viridiplantae; Streptophyta; Magnoliopsida; Fabales; Fabaceae. The record is from RefSeq and is a predicted model, not a curated record. Gene Ontology annotation, biological process: positive regulation of cell division; positive regulation of cell size; unidimensional cell growth.